GGCAGUGAAAUAUUGAAACAAUUGGUGGAAUAGUCGACGAUUGUUGACAGUUUCUAAUUAUCUGUGACAUAUUUAUUACGUGACAAACUUCUCAGAUUCAGAUUUACUCUUUUGCAUUUGCUGUCGGUGGCAUUGUGUUAUUCCGAUAAUCGUUAUUCCGGCACAGCGUGGCAGGAAAUAUGAUAAUUACCCGUAUGGUCUAGGCCGCCGUUUGAUAAUAACAUGCUGUUAAUAAUAUAUGAUAAGCUGCAUACGUCUGCAGGCUACUUUAAAGUAAGACACGCCGGGCUAAUAAACGUCGACGGAUCGCGAAAGAAUUACGAUCACGGAGAGAUGUUGAAAGUGACACAUGUGUUAUCAUAGAAUAACCCUAACACAAUUUUUCUAUCUAGAUUUCGUAUGGACAAGUGUUUCAUUUACUUCUACCGGUGUGCGAUAAGAUGCAGGUAAAGAUGAUUGGAAUGUAUCAGUUGGGAUUAUAUUUAUUGUUAUUCGGAAGCUGCAUUGGCAAUUAUGCCAGAUGGGACAUACAAUUGCUAUGUUCGGAUUUAUAUCCGCGAGUAUUCACAAGUUAUCUGCCUCGUGGAAAUUUAACCAGUGGAACUUACACGCAGCAACCUCACUUGUCCACUAUGCAGGACUGCGUUAUGGCAUGUUGCAAAAAAUCUUUGUGCAAUGUAGCAUUCAUACACAAUAGCACGUGUUAUCAUAUAGAGUGUAACAGUUCCAUGAUGUGCAUGCCAUUGUAUAGACCUGAAUUAGCAAACGAUAAUCCACCGAGCAUGGUGCUGGUCCGACCUGUGGAGAAUAACAAAAUAUGGAGCGAUUUGUUAGAUCAAAUCGAUAAUACUGUUGGGACAUUGAGCACAGAUGGUACCGAACAAGAUCAAAUAUUGUUCAAUGAAGAGAGCAAAAUCAGUUGUAUAGAUCAGUCAGGUUGUCUAGAUAACGAAAUUUGUGUAAAACAUGGAGAUACAGAUGUUGGCACUUGUCAAUGUCCUCUGGGCUUUAAGCGAAAUAUUGCUGGUACUUGUAUAAUAGCGAACGAAAUAGAUACUGCUGAACUCGACGUGACACCGCAAGCAAAAAUUCAAACUGUGAAGGAUACUAGCACGUCAAUUAAACCAACUAUGAAGCAAUUGUUAGUCUCAGCAGUUUCUAAAGAAGUGAGAUUACCAGAAAAUGAAGUCACAUUGUCCGCGUAUACUGUCCCAGCUGAACGGGGCAAGCAACAUUAUAAUUAUGCUUGGAGUCUACUUAGUCAACCAGAGGGGCACACUGGAACAAUGACGGAUCAGAAUCGUGUUACUGUUAAAUUAAGUAAUUUAUCGGAAGGCUUAUAUACGUUUAAAGUAGCUGUAAGCAGUCCAAAUGCUUACGGAGAAGCUUAUGCCAAUGUCAGCGUUUUACCUCCUAAACGUAUCAAUCAAGCGCCAAUUGCCAUAAUCACUCCUGCUUCGCAAAUUGUGAAACUACCGAAUACAGGCGCAGUCUUGGAUGGCUCAAACAGUAAGGAUGAUGAUCGCGUCAUCUCUUAUCAUUGGGAACUGCAACAAGGCCCGAUUGGAUAUCAGCCCAACCUUCUCAAUGCACCUACACUUCAAUUGGACAAUCUUAUUGCUGGAAAUUACACAUUCAAAUUGACAGUUGAAGACUCGGAUCACAUUGCAAAUUCGACGAGUGCCAAUAUAACUGUCUUGAAAGUAACCGAUUAUCCUCCUAGUGCAAAUGCAGGACAAGAUGUCAUUAUUUACCUGCCUCAAAAUACAUUAACACUUAAUGGCAAUUUGAGUACCGACGAUCGAGGAAUAGGAAGCUGGGAAUGGACAAAAAGUCCAUCUGAUCAGAAUAAAGCAGUGGACAUGCAAAAUACAAGAACACCUUACUUGCAAUUGUCAAAUCUGGAGGAAGGAAUGUAUACGUUUGUACUUAAAGUAACGGAUGACUCCGAGCAAUCUUCCACAGCAGAAGUUCACGUUUUCGUGAAACCUCCAACAAAUAAACCACCAAAGGCCGACGCAGGAAAUAAUAUAACCAUAGCGUUGCCAAUAACACGCGCUAUUCUGAAUGGUACCAGAAGUAAGGACGACAUAAAGAUUGUCUUGUAUCAUUGGGAGCAAAUAAGCGGGCCUAAUAACGCUGAUAUCGGCGCAGCAAACGAGUCUAUUACAAACGUUAUAAAAUUGACAAAAGGCGAUUACGUAUUCAAACUGACCGUUGUUGAUGAUAAUGGAAACGCGGAUUCAGAUACAGUCAAUGUAAAAGUAACACAAAAUAAAAAUGCACCUCCAAAAGCAAAUGCUGGUGGCGAUCAAGUUGUGACAGCACCAAUCAGCGCAUUAAUUAUCAACGGUUCACAGUCUAGCGAUGAUUUGAAAAUAGGACAAUGGUUGUGGACCAGAGAUCAGUCUAGUCUUGCGAUUGGUACUAUAGUUCAAGAUACUGAUAAAUCAUCAGUCUUAAUGCUAACGGAUAUUGUUCCUGGUCGUUAUGUAUUUCGAUUGAAAGUGAUGGAUGAUCAAGGUUUGAGCAGUGAAGAUACUGUAUCGGUAAUUGUAAAGUCUGAUCCACAAUUGUUGCAUUUAGUGGAAUUAACGCUAAAUAUUGGAGCUAGCAUGCUAACCGUUUCGCAAAAGAAUUCGUUAGUAGUGAAACUACAAAUGUUAUUGCGGGACGAAGCUUCGAUUGUAGUGCGAAGUUUGAGAGCUGAACCGCACACUGGAAAAGCUGUUUUAGUAUUUUAUGUGGAAAAGAAGGGAGGAAAAGUAACAUUGCCGGGUCCAGAAGUAGUUAAGAGAUUGAAAGAAAAAUUAUUGCAAGAUUCCGGUCUCUUGCAGCUAUCUGUUGCCAAUAUAGAUACCGCUAUAUGCCAAAACAAUUGUUCAGGUCACGGCGUGUGCGAUCAAGAAACGAGACAAUGCUUGUGCGAAGCAUUUUGGAUGCAGAACUUAAUACAGAAGUAUUUUGGUGAUGGAGACUCCAAUUGCGAUUGGAGUAUAUUGUAUGUGAUAAUAGCAUUGCUAUCAUUAAUUAUAUGUUGGAUUGGGCUUAUUUGGGGACUUGUUUGCUUAUGCCAAAAAAUAUGCGCCGGCAGAAGGCGUUUACUUCGACCUAAGAAAAAACCAGCGCGUUAUUCUUUGCUACAACCGGAGCCAGAAGACGACAGCAGCGCAUUUUCAACUCACAACAAGAUGAUAUUAUCGGAAUCCGACACCGAUUCCGAUGAUGUCUUAUUUGAACAUCGUAAGAGUAAAAGCGGCAAUCAUAUAAGAAAUAAUAAAUCUCGAAAUGGAUUUAUUAAAGUUGGCCGGGUGAAGACAUGAGAAACGAUAAUGAUGCAAUGAUGAAUAGCGCACAGUUGGUCUGGCCAAACUUGAAAUACUAGUCAUGAAAGUGUCAGUUGGCUUAUGUACCUUAUGGGAACCGCCUCAAAAAUCAAUAUUAAUAACAAUGUUCUAAGGAGAUAGAGAUGGAGUCUAAGUAUUGUUUAUAGAUAUGUGAAAAUAAUGUCACUCUCUACGUCGCGUUACUUAAUUCAUCUCAAGUAUUACUCGAUUUUAUUCUGUACCUUUGUUAUGUGAUUUCUAAUUGUAUCAAUAAUCGAUGACGCAACGAUACAGUGUCACAUAAUUGUCAAACUGUUUGAGAGCUUAUCUAAAUAUUAUUACGGCCUUAGAAAAUAUUCAAAUAUGUAGUAAGCACUCUGUCACGUCUAUAUGUCAUUUAUAUGUACUCUUUAAUAUGUACAUUGUCAAUCUUAUUUUUACACUAUAUGGAUACUAAAUAAAAUUUGCUAUCCAUACA
Linepithema humile (Argentine ant) is the source of this 3804-nucleotide messenger RNA. RefSeq names its product dyslexia-associated protein KIAA0319. NCBI's taxonomy places the organism in Eukaryota, Metazoa, Arthropoda, Insecta, Hymenoptera, Formicidae. Gene Ontology annotation, biological process: neuron migration. Gene Ontology annotation, cellular component: cytoplasmic vesicle; membrane. The record is from RefSeq and is a predicted model, not a curated record.